GUCAAACACGACACGAGAGAAGCGAAGAAAAAGAAAACGAAAGAGGCGAAAACCUGAUUCGCUACCGACCUGACCUCGCCGCCGGUCUCCGAUUCUCCGCUCGCCUGCUCUGCUCUGCUCCGCCGCCUCUCCGGAAAAGGAAAAACAGUAGUACUGAAUAAUAGACAAGGAUGGCUUCUACUGGCGUGAAAGAUUUCUACCGGCAGAAGAAGAAAGGAGGUGCCGGCAAAACUUCAGCAUCUUCCAAGAAGAAAACACAGAAUUACACUGGAGGGGCCUCUGUUGGGGCUUCAAAUAAGGCUCAGACAGCAGCACUAAUUUCUCACGGAUCCUUAGACCUCAAAGAUGAUUUCAGUGAGCAAGAGGAGCAGCUGCGGCAGUUUGACAUGGACAUGAAGUUUGGCCCAUGCAUCGGUGUCAACCGGCUUCAGCGCUGGGAGCGUGCUUCCGCCAUGGGCCUCCAGCCACCGCCCCACCUUCAUGAUCUCCUAGCGCGUGCCUCCUCCGGAAACAACCGCAACAACGGCGGCCCCUCCCCUGAGUGCCUCUGGGAGGGUAAGAUCUAGAAUCAAGUUUCUUCCGCCAAGAGUGUUCCAUGGCAACCUAGCAAGGCUUGCCUACUGUUUGGGACCAUGUAGUUUAGUCUGAAAUUUUACCGCGCGAAACUCUCGCUGUUGUACUGAAUCCUUGUCUGGUUUCCUUAUCAGAUGUUGCUACUUCCACUCU
This is a messenger RNA of Triticum urartu, 726 nucleotides long. It is a transcript of the gene POLD4, whose product is annotated as polymerase delta 4. The record is from RefSeq and is a predicted model, not a curated record. Gene Ontology annotation, cellular component: delta DNA polymerase complex. NCBI's taxonomy places the organism in Eukaryota, Viridiplantae, Streptophyta, Magnoliopsida, Poales, Poaceae. Gene Ontology annotation, biological process: DNA synthesis involved in DNA repair; DNA-templated DNA replication. Gene Ontology annotation, molecular function: DNA-directed DNA polymerase activity.